UUCUGCCGCCAUCUUGAUUCCACGUUCCCUCCACAAAAUGCCCGGUGAAGCCACAGAAACCGUCCCUGCUAUAGAGCAGCAGUUGCUGCAGCCCCAGGCUGAGACAGGGUCUGGAACAGAAUCUGACAGUGAUGAGUCAGUACCAGAGCUUGAAGAACAGGAUUCCACCCAGGUAACCGCACAAGUCCAGUUGGUGGUAGCAGCUGAAAUUGAUGAAGAACCAGUCAGUAAAGCAAAACAGAGGCGGAGUGAAAAGAAAGCACGGAAGGCUAUGUUCAAACUGGGUCUUCAACAGGUUACAGGAGUUACUAGAGUCACUAUCCGGAAAUCUAAGAAUAUCCUCUUUGUCAUCACAAAACCAGAUGUCUACAAGCCCGCUUCGGAUACCUACAUGGUUUUUGGGGAAGCCAAGAUUGAAGAUUUAUCUCAGGAAGCACAACUAGCAGCUGCUGAGAAAUUCAAAGUUCAAGGUGAAGCUGUCUCAAACAUUCAAGAAAACACACAGACUCCAACUGUACAAGAGGGCAGUGAAGAGGAAGAGGUCGACGAAACAGGUGUAGAAAUUAAGGACAUAGAAUUGGUCAUGUCACAAGCAAAUGUGUGGGGAGCAAAGGCAGUCCGAGCCCUGAAGAACAGUAAUGAUAUUGUAAAUGCUAUUAUGGAAUUAACAAUGUAA
Molecule: messenger RNA, 676 nt
Organism: Gorilla gorilla gorilla (western lowland gorilla)
Lineage: Eukaryota; Metazoa; Chordata; Mammalia; Primates; Hominidae
Product: putative nascent polypeptide-associated complex subunit alpha-like protein
Cellular component (GO): nascent polypeptide-associated complex
Source: RefSeq, a predicted model, not a curated record